This is a messenger RNA of Stereum hirsutum FP-91666 SS1, 5102 nucleotides long. RefSeq lists its product as uncharacterized. The coding region runs from base 59 to 4618 and encodes 1519 amino acids. The record is from RefSeq and is a predicted model, not a curated record. The transcript is spliced from 4 exons. Lineage: Eukaryota; Fungi; Basidiomycota; Agaricomycetes; Russulales; Stereaceae.
UUGUGCAGGACGACUGCAGCAUGCCCUGUGGCCUGCUCGCUCUUGCUCCUCAACGUCGAUGACUAUGCUGCCCUCAGAUCAUAACCAGCGUAUAUCUGGCGCAGUUCGCGUCGCGCCCUAUCUCACACACGAAAUUCGCCACCACGGCCAGGUCACGCUUAUUCCGCCAGACAAUGCAGGCCGGGUUCGAAAGGAGAAGGAGAAAAAGGCAAAGUCGUCUUCGAACCCACGGCCGAGAUCUCAGCGUGCCGGACGAAGCAACGAGGAGCCUCGGUUCAACAUUGGGCCUCCUGUGCGGUCGACUAGGCGAGCACAGGCAGAUAGAGAUAGACCGUCGAGAGUGGCGAGGAGGGGUAGUGCUGAGGAAAGGCCGAACAAUGUAGCGCCCUUGGAAAGCGAUGUGGCCAUCCCAGACUAUCCGCCGCCUUCGUUCGCAGAGGCCAUGGCGUCUGCCGCGAGUACGAGCACCUCGAAUCUGUCUCUGCCACCUGCCUCCCCUUUGCCCAGCACUCCCACACACCCUUGUCCAUCUCCGACCUCCUCGCCUGUCCCACCUUCCAUUGCACCCCAGCCCAGCCAAUCAUCGGUCGACUCCGAUCGAAGUCAACCUCUCCCGGUCACCAUUCCUCCCGUCGUCUCUCGCAGUCAGCUUGAUCUUUCUCUUCCAGCAGCCACACCAAAUCAUCUUCGUUCUAGAAGCCAAAUCAACCUAUUGGGACCAUCCCAUCCGGAGCAGCCAGAUGUCCGUUUCAGCACAGAAGCGGAGUACGAUUCCGGGUCGGACGAAGCCUCAGAGCCAGACGUAGAUCUCGUCUCGAGAGAAGAUACAGGCCCCGAGGCCAAUGAGUGGGAGCGAGACAGAGUCAUGGGGUUCUCCCUCGAGGAGCGUGUCAGGCGAGAGAAACAACGACAGGUGGAAAGAGCAGGAACUGCGACCGCCACACCGGCCAUGUCCAUGCGGACCCUUGGUGCCUCUCGUUCUCAACUUACUCUCGCCCCCUCUGCUGCACGAAGUCCGAGCGGAGAUGAUUCUGCGGAGAAUAACGUCCCGGCGUCUACGCCGUCGAGUCCUGGCGCGUCUGCAGAGUCUUCGUCCUCUUUCGCUGUUACACAGGAGAGUGCCACAAGUGCCACACAUAGCGAAAGCCCUCUCAAGAAGAAACUACAUCUGUUCUCCGGAGGCGGUGCCAGUAGCUCGUUAAAACAUAGAAAUCCCUCGUCUUCGCCUUCAUCUCCCACCUUCUCAGCCUCCCAAAUUUCUCUUCCUCUACAACAAUUCUUAUCUCGUCCAGGUAGCCCCGGAAACAAGUCACCCACGGGCGAGAGCUUCAUAUCGCGCAAGCUCUUCGGACACAAAGGGAAGGAAAAGGAAAAAGAGAAGGCGCAGAGUACCGAAACGUCUGAGGCCCUCGAAUCAUGGGAAAUAUUGGACGAGCCGGAGCCGUCUCCGAUUCUCUCGACGCCAAUCUCACAAUAUCCGCCCGGGACAUCAUACGCAAACUACUCCGCCCCCGCCCCAUCAUCCACCUUGUCCUCAUCGGCUACACCAACCGCCCCGGCUCUCUCGUCAUCGUCAUUUUCCGCUCCGGCCUUCUACAAUCUCGGCCAAUCUUCUCACCCGGCUGGUCGUUCGACCGUUACGCUCGCCCCUGCACCGACGCCACGCACGGUCGCCAGUACUUCGAACCUUCACAAACGGCAUUCGAUGCUCGAUAGACCUGUACCUACACCUGCUCCUUCUUCGCCUACCACCCCAUCUUCGCGUCGACCGCCUCCCCCUCCACCACCGCCACGGAGGAAACCCCAGAUGGCUCCCCUCUCAUCAUCUCCCUGUAUUAAUACAGACACGUCCAACACCACCGCUACAUCGCCGUCGACAGCACCGACGACGGCGGUAUCGGUAUCGUCUAGUACAGACGAGCCCGCGACGCCCACUACGUCUACUGCGGCUACUACGCCCUCCACUUCCACGCCGACGAUGGAACAGCAACAGAAACAGAAACCUGGUCUGCCGUAUUCACCUUCGCCUUUUACGCGUUCGUUCAGGAAUUCGGUGCAGAAGCCCCCAGUGUCUUCUACGCAACAAGCUGCUGCUGCUACACUUCCAUCCCAAGGACAAGUACAGUCGAACCGGGAUGUUGGUAAAACAGAAUCACCAAGGAGCGUUCCGACUGCUGCUACUGCUAUGGAGAAGGACGCGAAACAGUUCCCGGGCGAUGUCAAGGUGCCCCCAGACCAACCCGCUCGGACUGCCACAUCUCCUCCUCCUACUCCUACUCCCGCAGACGCUCAUCCCCUUCAACCCUCUUUCUCCCCUCACCCCUCAAGGUCCCGGAGCCCAAGCCCAACAAGUCCCUACCCAUACACCCCAACAACCCCAAUCUCCCCUUCCGCAAGCCUCUACUCUAACUCUAAAUUCUCCCCCUCAUCGCCCUCAUCUGUCCGGUCCGGCGUCACGUACAUAGACUAUCGCUCGUCUACGCCCGGGACCGGGACUGGGAAUAUGACCCCGAGGACGUCGACGCCUAGUACGCCUAUGAGCGCGUUUUCGGUCGAUAGCGUUGGGGGGGUGCCGAGGUUUGGGUUCGGGUAUGGGUAUGGUGGGGAGAUGAACGGACCUGGACAUGGGCACGGGAAUUAUGUGAUUGGGAGUUCGCCGUUGCGGCCUAGGUCGAGGUCUGUGUCGCCUACCAAGGAAUCGCGCGGCGCGGAGGUGGAUCAGGAUCAGGACGCUGAUGGGAUGGAAGAGAAGAAGAGUCGGAUGGAGGGACAAGUGAAUGAAGCGGAGGGCCCGCUGGCCGUUCCGUUCCCUACUCUCUCUGCUAUUCACCCGCAUCCAUACCCACAGUCGCAGUCGCGCCCACCGUCCCAGCCACAAGUCCAAGCGCAAUUAAAUCCGUUUUCUCUAGGCCACAAACACAGCCAAAGCUUCGACCCCACCCUCUCAUUCUCGCCGCCUGUAACGUUCCAGAAACCUUCUUCCAUCCGUCGGUUCUCCCCUCCGAGCUCGAGUCCUUUGGCACAGAAAGCGAUCAGUGCGCCUGAGCUUUCUGACCCGCCUGCACCACCAUCCCCAGCGACCCCAAGUCAGAACGACGAAGACGAAGAGGAGGAGGAGGAGGAUGAUGAUGACGAUGACGGGUCAUUGUUCUCGGCGCUGGAGGUUCCUUCGAGCCAAUUAAGGGGGAGAUCAGGAAACCGGGAUUCUGCGGACACGGAUUCGUUAAUCGAUCUCUACGACCAUACGCCCUCUGUGAGCGAUACGGAGCCGGUAACGUCCCAGAUUCAGACUCAGAGCCAGAGCCAGAGUGAGAAGGCUGCGGGGAAGAGGCGAGGAUACGAGGUGGCGGAUGCGAAGGAUAUGGGUGGCCAUGGUGCGGGUGGCGUGGCGAGAGAACAUCAUUAUUCUGGGAGGCCGCUUCCACUUCCGCCUGGUGCGUCGGCGGAUGUUCCGCAGACGCCGUUGGUGGUGGAAUAUUUCAGGGGAAUUAGCGAUGGGAAGGAGCUCGGGAUGGACGACGAGAACGGGGAUGCCAGCCAGGGUGGCGAACCUGAAGAGGAUGAGGUAGAUUUGAUGUCGUUGGAUGGAGAAGAAUUCGUUACCGCGUCUUCGACUCUGAGGGAACAAGCACAGGCGGUUCUGGAGAGAGUGAAGAGCGAAUCUGCGGGACAGGAUGGAGAGAGGUCACCAUUUGACGACGAUGAGGACGACGAUGAGGAUGAUGGUGGAGGAACGAAUUCGACGAUCAUGGCGACGCCGUUGUCGACUUGGAAGCCUCUCAUCCCACCGCCCUCUCCCUCUCCUCCGCGCACACCUUCUCACAACCAAACUCCCAAUUAUGCCAGUCAUGGUUUUGGCAUUCACACGCCUUCUUCUCCCUCUCGACCACCUUUGCCACCGCGCCCUCCAUUGCUCAGCCCACAGCCUUCUGUAUCCACGAUUGGAAGUGGAAGUGGAGCUGAGACGCCUCUUCCGUCAACUCCCGGAGAUCUCGAGGGCGAAGUCGAAGAACUGUUCCAGCUUCAUCAUCCCGCCCACUUUUCUCGCCCUCAGCGACAGGAUCAGUCCCAAUCGUCAUACACAGAAUCUCAGGUGUCUUCUGCGACUGGCACCUCUUCUCCAAUGGUCAAUUCGCCCUCUCUUGGACCUAGAUACGACGUCCAUGCUGCUGGGGCGAAUGCCGUAGGAGGAGCUCAGCCGCAGCGUACUCCACCCUCGCCGAGGCCGUAUAUUGAUUAUACGGAUCUGGACGUUCUAAUUUCGAGGCUCGAGGAAGGGAACAUGAGGGCUGGUGAUAACUACGAUAACCUCCUUCUCGUCGAAGAUAUCAUCGGUCCCGCCAAUAACAGCAACGAGCCUCCCCGUCGGCCUCACAGCCCGCCUAUAGGUCGCAUCGAGCUCAUUCGGCGACGGGUGACGAAGGACGGGCGGGUCAAAUUGAAGUUGGAAUUGUUGGGCGUGCCGGUGGAUAGGUGUACGAUUUGUAUGACGCAGUUUAGAGAUGGGGAGUAUGCGGGGUUGGGUACGGGGUGUAAGCAUGCGUUCCAUGAAACAUGCUUGAGUCGCUGGUUGGCGCGGAACAGGACGUGUCCGGUUUGCAGGCUACCCUUCGCGUGAUUCGUUUCUCUGUCCUUCGACUCUUUAGCGGUGUCCAAGCUGCCAAUUAGCCUCACUCGUCCUCUUCCUCUCCGAGUGUAAUCUUUGUGCUUUUUUUCUUGACUUGUAUUCUGCAGGGCAGAACCGGUCGUGUCUUGUUUCUCUGUGUUCCAAUUCGUAGUAGUAGUCAAUGCCUUCGCUCGUGCUUUUCUUCUUCUCUUGUAUGUCUUGUACGCUUGCUGUUGUACCCCGUCCUUUACGUUGAUACGUCUCUCUGGAACACUCUUGUACAAUGUCUCAUUCUGCCGGCCCUUCUUUCCCUCAUGCAUACGUUGUCCGUGUAUCAUCGCCUGUGUCUGUCGUAGUAUAUUUUCCAUUGUGCUCAUCACUCCACCCUGCAUCUCCUCAUUCGACUCAUGGACAAUCAACUCCCUGUUAUACUUUCUCUCAAUACAACAUCUGGAAUGUACAUAUCUACUGUACACUUGUCUACGACAUACACGCC